UACAUCAAACGGAAUGUAAUUAUGCAACAUUGAUUCGCAAUAAACUGAAUAUUAACAUGGACUGCCUGAAAUUCUUCGACGAGAUGAUCUAUAAAGGUGUAAGAUAUUCUUGUAAAGGUUACUUUGUUUCCACAUUCGAAAAUGAUAUUGCAUUUUAUGUCAUAUUGAAAAUUAUUGUGAUUAACAAUGAAUCUGUACGACUAUUUUGCCAAAAAUUGAGAGAUGUUGAGUUUAAAGAGCAUUUUAUCGGUUAUCUAGUUGAUACUACUAAUUUAGGAUCAAUUUCAAUCCUUUCCAUGAACGACAUAGUAGGACCUCCAAUCACUGUAAUCAAAUCACCUAGAGGUCAGACUAUUUUGAGACCAAAAGAGUUUUUUAGAAGCAUCUAAUUUCCACAAAUUACGAUCUAAUCUAUUCAUUAUAAUUAAGCUGUUGUAGACGUCGAUUCCUUGUAUAAACUGCAAAUUUAGCCUACGGACAUUCAUGGAGUCAAAUCAACUGAUAAGUCGAAAUAAAGUGGGGGAACUGUAAAAUAAUAACUCAAAUAUAACGUAUUUUCUUCUCAGCUUGUACGGUUUUUCGUCCCCGUUUCGACUAAAAAUAGAGAAAACCACUAGUUCACAUAGAAUGACUUGCAGUUUGUACAACGAAUGAACGUCCUAAACCAGACUCACGACUCUUUCCAAUUUAUUAUAUUUCUGUUAUUAUGUAUCUCUGAACUAUUUCUCUGAGAAAAUGGUACUGAUAAGGGAGCAUACGUACGAUUUUCAUAUACAGGUUGAGCUUUCAAAAUUAGCAAUGGAAACUUUGGAAUUCGGGAUCAACGAAAAUGAUGAAGAAUAUGGGUUUUUAAUGAACAACAGUAGCCUAAGAAGAGCCUUGUCAGCGGACCUUACUGCGUCUGAUUCCAUUCUCCUUGACAUAACAAACAGAGAAGACAACCAAAUGAGCGCUUGCUUGAGCGCUGAUGUUCUAGAAUUACAGACAUUAUUGACUAACUGGAAGCUUGAUCGUUUGCUGAAUCAUUUAGUAGAUCAGAAGGUUUUCGUGCCUCAGCUCAAAAUGAUGGGGAGACACCAUGUGCGGGAGUUGCUCGAAAAAUAUGACGUUGGAACGCGAAUUGAAUUCGAGCACUAUCUCUCACUCUGGAGACAAUCAAUUGGUAUCCCUCUAAAUUCCUAUGAAACUGGCCCCACUGGAAGUGGUAUGACAAGGCAGCUCGCAAGCACAUCCAUCUGGGUGGACAAUCUUGAACCAUCAGACAUAAGGUCACCGUGUUCAUCCCAUCAUUCAACCGAUGCGGGAUCAGGUGCCAAAGUGCUAUUGGCAACUAUUCUGAAAGACUCCCCGAAAGCAGCGCUGUUGAUGGAAUACUGGGAAAAAAAUUCGAAAUUUGAAAACGAACAGAGAGGAGCCCUGAUCAGUUUAAUAGCAAGAUACUUCGAGGAUAAUCGCAUCCCCAUGACAAUGGCAGCAAGCUAUCAAUUGGAACGAGAGAUAGUCGAGAGAUUUCCGACUGUGAAGCUGGUAAGUUGGGCUUAA
This is a messenger RNA of Photinus pyralis (common eastern firefly), 1542 nucleotides long. RefSeq lists its product as uncharacterized. Lineage: Eukaryota; Metazoa; Arthropoda; Insecta; Coleoptera; Lampyridae. The transcript is spliced from 2 exons. Bases 736 to 1542 code for a protein of 268 amino acids. The record is from RefSeq and is a predicted model, not a curated record.